UGAGCUCUGUCACCUUUGCAUCGUGGCUGUGAUUGUUUCUUUUUCCAAACAUUUUCUACAUUUUCUUGACUUUUUCCUACUUCGCACCAGUCUAUUGAGCCCAAAUUUGGAGAUUUUUGCGUCACGUGCAGCUUGCCGGCCUGACGAUCGCACCUUCCUUGCUGGGUACCUCACCUCAGGUACCUUCCUGAGCUAAGGUACUGCCAAAUCCCGGAAUCGACCUCUCGCCUCUCACCUUUUCUCAUUUAACAAGCUCACAACUCCAUCCGCUCGCUCACGUCCCUUUCUUCCUUUGUCGAUACCCACCGACCUGUGCCGGCUGUCUUUUGUCUAAUUGCGCUCAUUUACUUGCCCCUGGGUUGAAAUCGCAGAUCCAGGCCGACGGACUUCUCUAGCUUUGCUAUCCCUCUGACAGAAAACAUUCACAAUGCUCGGCUGGUAUCAGGCAAGACUUGCGGCUCGCCCGCUGCUCACCCAGAGCAUCACCACAGCCAUCCUCUUCGCGACCGGUGACAUCACCGCCCAGCAGCUUGUUGAUAAACGCGGCCUCGCGAAGCACGAAUGGGCCCGCACAGGCCGCAUGGCCCUCUACGGCGGUGUCAUCUUCGGCCCCGUCGCCACAACUUGGUUCAAGUUCCUGCAGAACAAUGUCGUCCUCAAGAACAAGAACGCCGAGAUGCUCGCCCGCGUUGCCGUCGACCAGGGUGUCUUUGCCCCUGUCAUGAUCAGCGUCUUCCUCUCCUCCAUGGCCACGCUCGAGGGCGGCUCAAUCAAGGAGAAGCUUGACAAGAACUACAAGACGGCACUCACGUCCAACUACAUGCUCUGGCCGUUCGUCCAGGUGGUCAACUUCAAGUUUGUGCCGCUUCACCACCGCGUGCUAUUUGUCAACGUCAUCAGCAUCGGCUGGAACUCUUAUCUUAGCUUCUUGAACAGCCAGUAGAGGAUGUUGGGGACUGGGUGGUAAGGUGGGCUUGAGGUGGUUGCCACCAUUUGAUGGAAGCAGUCUCAAGCAUGAGAAGAGGCAACUGAGAGCUUGCUGAGAAUUCCAGCUUGGUAUAGCAAUUCGUGGCUUCAGAUUUCGAGCAUUAGAAGCAGGAUAGACGGGAUUAAGUGAUCAGCAGAUGAUCAUGAGCAGGGCCAAUGGGAACAUACUGCACCAUUAUUCUUAUUAUAUCUGAACAGAAAGAGCUGCCUCAAAGCAAUGUGACGAUAAGCCUGCCAUUAUUGUCCGUUAAGGAACCGAUAACCCCAUCAGUUCAUACUGAUUCAGGUAUUCCAUAUACCAGUCAUAUGAGAGAACAAAGUGAGAUAUAUCUCACUUGGAUAGUGACAAAGACGUCGCCAUAACGUAGUUCAAAGAAGGCACGGGACCCCAGGCUCAG
Colletotrichum phormii is the source of this 1385-nucleotide messenger RNA. RefSeq names its product sym-1. NCBI's taxonomy places the organism in Eukaryota, Fungi, Ascomycota, Sordariomycetes, Glomerellales, Glomerellaceae. Gene Ontology annotation, cellular component: cytoplasm; mitochondrion; membrane. The record is from RefSeq and is a predicted model, not a curated record. The transcript is spliced from 3 exons. The coding region runs from base 428 to 943 and encodes 171 amino acids.